Molecule: messenger RNA, 1072 nt
Organism: Paramecium primaurelia
Lineage: Eukaryota; Ciliophora; Oligohymenophorea; Peniculida; Parameciidae
Source: the annotation of a GenBank genome assembly
AUGAUUUAUAUUUAUAUAUUUGCUGCCCUCCUUGUUGUAGCCUUAAUCAAAUUUAUAUGGAAAAGUCUUAUUAAUCCCAAAGGUCCAACUGCUUUAGAGCCCAAACAUAAGCGGGAAUAUUUAACUUGUCAAUUGAUAGAGAAAACAAAAUUGAGUCAUGACACAUAUAAUUUUAAAUUUGCUCUUCCAUCUAAAAGACACGUAUUGGGAAUCGAAGUAGGAUAACAUAUUAUCUUACAGUAAUUAAAAUUUUAACUAUUUAGUGAGCAAAUAAAAACUAGGGAAUAUCCUGAAGGAGAGUUGGUGGAGAGGAAAUACACUCCCACUAGCCCAGUUGAUUAGAAAGGCAAUUUUGAUUUAUUAAUCAAAAUCUAUAGAGCUAAUGAGCAUCCUAAAUUUCCAGAUGGAGGUAAAUUAACUUCUUGGAUUGAAAAUAUGAAUGUAAAAUUAAUUUAUAUAAUAAGCCAGGAGAAUCUAUUCAUAUUACUGGUCCUGGAGGUAGAUUAAUGUAUUUAGGAUAUGGAAAUGUUUAGAUCAAUAAAAUGCCAUAAUUAUAUAGAAAAAAAUAUAAAAAAAUUGUGAUGAUUGCUGGUGGAUCAGGAAUUACACCAAUGUAUUAAAUUAUACAAGCUGUAGCCACAAAUAAUAAUGAUAGAACUUAAUUAGCAUUACUUUUUGCUAAUAAAUCUGAAGUAAUUAUUAUUAUUCUAUCAUAUUAGUAAGACAUUUUAUUAUACAAUGAAUUAAAAGCAUUUGCUGCAUUAAAGAAACUAACUCUACAUUUGACUUUAGACAAUGUAUAUAAUUAUUUAAUUAUGAUUAGCCUCCUGCUUAAUGGGUUGGUUUUUCUGGAUUUGUCACUAAAGAUAUGACUGAAUAAGCAUUUGGUAAAUUAGAUAAUCAAACUUUGGCUUUAACUUGUGGUCCUCCUAUGAUGAAUUCAUUAGCUAGAACAAAUUUCUAAUAAUUGGGAAUGAAUAGUGAUGAUAUUUUUGAGUUCUGAGAAAAGAGAAGUGUCAAAUGACAGUUUAAUAUAUAGAAAUCAUAUUUAUUUUAAUUCUUUGUUUAAAAU